Molecule: messenger RNA, 739 nt
Organism: Spinacia oleracea (spinach)
Lineage: Eukaryota; Viridiplantae; Streptophyta; Magnoliopsida; Caryophyllales; Amaranthaceae
Product: dirigent protein 22-like
Exons: 1
Coding region: 46-627 (193 amino acids)
Source: RefSeq, a predicted model, not a curated record
UAAAUCAUCAUCUAUUUAUAUUCUUGGAGUCUUGUUGUUACAUAGAUGUGCUCACAAACUCAAAUGACAUUUAAUUUUCCAAAUGUUUGCACACUAUUUCUCUUAGUUUUAUUCUAUUUCAUCAAAUUUUCUGAUGGGAAAGUCUUCUCGGAUCAACACCCACUAUCUAUAUCCCGAACCCGUGUUGAAAAAAUGACCCACCUACACUUUUUCUUCCAAGACAUUGUAAGUGGAAAACGCCCAACGGCGAUCCAAAUAGCCACCCCAAACCGCGCUUAUGGUACAGGGUUUGGGGAUAUGAUGAUGGCAGAUGACCCGUUAACGGCUGAGGUGGAUCGUAAGUCGGAGAUUAUAGGGCAAGCCCAAGGGAUAUAUGGGCUUGCAUCUCAAAAUGAAGUUGCAUUGUUAAUGGUCAUAAAUUAUUUGUUUACCAAGGGGAAGUACAAUGGGAGUAGUAUAGCUAUUGUUGGAAGGAAUCCCCCAAUGCAGGAUAUUAGGGAGAUGCCCAUUGUUGGUGGAACCGGGCUUUUUCGCUUUGCUCGUGGAUAUGCUUUGGCCCAUACUGUUUGGUCCAAUUCACAAGGAGAUGCUACUGUGGAGUACCAUGUUUAUGUGUAUCACUUUUAGAUUUUUCAUCAAUGAAUUUUUAACUUAUACUCCUUCUGUAUUGAAGAAUGGAUAAUGUACUUUCUUUUUGUAUUGGUUUUGUUACCUUUUAUCUAUAUUAUGAUUAAUGAUC